AUGCCUCCUCGUCGUCAGCCACGCAACUCGAAUCGUCAAAAUGAUGGAGGACCAAACGAGCCUGAUCUAGCCGUUGUAGCCGCUAUGACUCAGGCUCUUACUGCCGUAUUGCCAACUCUGGUUCAGGCAAUACGUAAUCCGAAUCCAAAUCUGAACCCUAAUCCGAAUCCAAACCCAAAUCCCAAUCCCAACCCCAACCCGAAUCCCAACCCGAAUCCAAACCCAAACCCGAACAAUGCGGGUGGCAAUAUGGGAAUACAAGAUUGGCUAGCUCAUUUCGUGAAGCAUAAACCGAGAUCGUUUACUAAGGCAUCUACACUAGCAGUGGCAAAAGAUUGGAUUUCUCACAUUGAGAAGAUUUUCACUGUACUUAGGGUUGAUGAGCAAUACAGGGCUAGUUUAGCAGCUUAUAAGUUGGAAGAAGAUGCGCAUGUUUGGUGGGAGUCUGUUUUAAGAGAAAGAGGAGGUCCAGCGUUUGUAGAAACUCUAACUUGGAAUGGCUUUUGUGACCUUUUCUUUGAGAAGUACUUUACUGUGGUGGAUAAAGGAGCUUAUCGACGUGAGUAUCAUAAUAUCCGCCAACGGAAUGAUGAAUCACUUACCGACUUCACUGAUCGAUUUUAUAGACUUGUUGGUUUUCUUGGGGAUGCUGCUGGAACACCGGAGGAACAAGCGGAAACAUAUCAAUGGGCUGUGUGUGAUCGGAUUCGUAGGCAAAUAAUUGAUUCCAGGUUUGCUAAUGUUGCGGAAGCUGUAGAUGCUGCAAAGAAAGUAGAGAUGGAGAUGAAAGAAUUCUUGGGAAAUUCUGAUGAUAGCAAGAAAAGGAACAGAGAUGGAAACCGUAUUCCGUCUACUAGUCAUUCUUCGUCUCAAGGACCCAAUCAGUAUGGUAUUGAUCGUAACAAUGCGGGAAAUAGGUCAGCAGGGAAAAAUACUAGACCUUGGCAGGGUAGAAACCAAAAUCAGGGUCAGAUCCAACAAUACCAGCAACCGAUCCAGGCUCAACCACUGAAUCAGAGAGGAAAUCAAAAUCCAACCCAACAUCCAUUGUGUAACCAUUGCAACAAACAUCACCCAGGCAUUUGUCGCCGACUUACUGGAGCUUGUCUUAGUUGUGGGGAGAUGGGGCAUAUGGUCAAACAGUGCCCUUAG
Messenger RNA from Helianthus annuus (common sunflower), 1152 nucleotides. RefSeq lists its product as uncharacterized. Gene Ontology annotation, molecular function: zinc ion binding; nucleic acid binding. NCBI's taxonomy places the organism in Eukaryota, Viridiplantae, Streptophyta, Magnoliopsida, Asterales, Asteraceae. The coding region runs from base 1 to 1152 and encodes 383 amino acids. The transcript has a single exon. The record is from RefSeq and is a predicted model, not a curated record.